This is a messenger RNA of Astrephomene gubernaculifera, 3344 nucleotides long. The record is from the annotation of a GenBank genome assembly. NCBI's taxonomy places the organism in Eukaryota, Viridiplantae, Chlorophyta, Chlorophyceae, Chlamydomonadales, Astrephomenaceae.
GGACAAUUGUAACUGACGGACAUGGGCCUCUUCUCCAAGAGCAAAGGGCAACAAGCCCAGGGGCAGCAGCCUCAGGCCUCGCGGAGCUCUACCGUGCAGCAGCCCGCAACCCCAAUGUUGGAACAUCCCGGAGGUGCUUUCCAACAAGCGCCGCAACAUUUUUCUCCAGCACAAUACCAACAACAUCUUUUCCAUCAGCAACCCCAAUACCAAUACCUGCAGCCACAACCGCUACAACAUCCUCAGUCGCAACACUCCAUCCCGUCAGCUCAGAACACCCUUCCGCAGCAGCACAUGUCGCCUCGCAAGCAGCCACCCAGUACUUCAGGCGCCAUUGCUGGCAGCGGCAGCGGUGGUGGCGCCACUACAGGCCCCGCCACAGCGGCCGCAGCCGCUAACAACAGCAGGGCUCUUCUCUACCAAGCAGUGAAGCAGGCGGCGGACGCGGGGAAGCCCCUAACGCUCGACUUUGUCGCACAAAUGCAACCCGUCAAUAGUCCGAUCAACCAACCAUACGGCACGGUUGGUACCACCCCAACCACCAACGACUUCAUCCUAACUGCCAACCACCACCUUCAACAACCGUACGGCAUUCACAUGCCUCAGCAGUACAACCUCCAGUUGGUACUGGACGCUGCUCCCCAGCAGCAGGCGGCGAACACCCGAGGUGGUGCCCCCCGCGUCCCUCCACUGCCUGACCUGCAGGGCGACUCACCCGCGGAGCUGCAGGGGUUCCGGGAGCAGUGCGCGGCAGGUGUACGGCAGGCGGUGGGUAUGGUGGGCGCCCUGGAGCACCAGCUGGCGUGGGAGCGAGCCAGGAGGCAGCAGGCCGAAGAGGACUGCAAGGUGCUGCUGGCUGCCGUGCAUGCGGAGCGGGGGCUGGGGGAGGCGCUGCAGGCGGGGGCGGAGGAGCGGCGGAGGGAGGCGGAGGCGGCAGCGGGAGGGCGGCUGACGCUGGCAGCGGAGGAGCUACCGCAGGCCAACGAUGCCGCCACCACCAUACAGAAGCACGUGAGGGGGCGUCUGGCGCGGAAGGAGUUCGAGUCCCAGCUGCGUGACAUUCUUCGCGCCGUGGACCCGCAGCUCGACCCCGCCGCACUGCCGCCCGCAGCACAGGCGCACAUCAGCCACGCCAGCACCGCCGCUGCCGCCACUGCGGGCGGGAGUGGGGGCAGAGGGCGGGUGGGGCUGCGGGCGGCGCCGGGGCUGUCGGGCGCGGAGGGCCCGGCGGCGCAGGCGGAGGUGCAGGCGGAGCGGUACCGGCGGGAGGUGGAGCGCAUCGGUAUGCGGCUGGCGGCGCAUGCGGACGCGGGGCUGCCGGGUGAUGCCGCCUCCUCCGCUGCUCCCGACCCGCUGCAAGGGGAUGUGAAGCAGCUGCUGGGGGGGUCCUACCCGGCUAGCAGCGCGCAGGUGAUUGCAACACUAGUUCGGCGGUGCCGGCAGCUGCAGGGGGCACUGCUGGCGGCGGUGGGGGAGCUGCAGGAGGCGCAACUCACCAUACAGGGCCUCAAGGAAUCCAACGCCAAGGUUUCGGAGCUGAGUGCCGUACGGGCCGACCUGGAGGCGGCCCGCGGCGACAACGUACGGCUGGCCGCCACCGUGGCCCGACUGCAGGCGGUGCUGGCGGCCGCGUCCCAGCAGCAGCAGCAGCAGCAGGCGGCUGAGAACCCCUACGUGGCCGCAUGGUACCGCAGAGCGUAUGCGGACAGCGAGUGGCAAACAGUGGCGCCGUCCCCCCCGGCCGGCAGGGUGGCUCCCAUGGACGGCCCCGACAGCCGGGUGGAGAUGUGGGACGAGCUGCGGGCGGCGGUGCCGGAGCCGGUGCUGGUGCCGCGACUGGCGCCGCCCGGCAGCGCCCCCUACCGGGACCUUCUGGCGCUGCAGCAGGACCUGGAGUCCACCGCGACCCAGGGCCCCCCCGACCCGCUCUACACCAUGCCGGUUCCCGACCGCUCCGCCUUCCGCUACGAGCGGGACACGCCCCUGGUGGCGCUGCAGUCGGCCGCACCGCUCAUUCGGGAGGGCGCGCUGCAGCUCCGGACACCCCUGGCGCAGGUCCCUCCCAGCGACACGCCUCGAGGUCCGCACACGCCUCCCCCUCCUCCUCCUCCAGCAGCCGCUCCCAGCGCACCCGCCACCACAGCAGCUGCUGCCGGAGGAGCUCCGGUCGGGUCGCACCACUCCUCACCUGGGGACCUGCUGCCCUCCGUCGAGUACCCUGCAGCCGCCCCUCCUGCCCCUCCUGCUCACGCUGCGGGCGAGAUCCAAGGGCUUCACGGCCAGCCAGGCAGCAGCAGCAGCAGCGGCCUCUUCUAUAAUCGGGACACGCCGGUGGUACCCGUGUACAGUGUGUUGCCCCUGAUACGGGAGGAAGAGUACGUUCGGCGCUCCGCCUCACCCUCCGGCCUCCCUCAAGCCCCGCCGUCGCCCUCACCGACCCAGCCGUACAGCCCUCAACCCCCCUCUGCUGCCGUACCACCGCCCGGCACCAUGCACCCGCAAGGCCCCCUCCCGCCGAGCGCAGUGGUCGCUGCUGCUGCGGCGGCGGUGGUGGUGCCGCUGAGCGGUGGGGCUCAGUAGGGAAGGAGGCUCCCGGCACACCCGGCUGCUGCUGCGGCGGCGGCGGCGGCGCCUGCUGCGGCGCCUGCUGCGGCGGCGGCGGCUGCUGCGGCUUAUGAUAAUGGUUGAUGGUGCUGGCAGUCCGCCUUUGUAGUGACGAUUGGAGGCAGCGGCGGCAUGAGGACAGCGCGAAGUGGUUAGAAGUGCUGGUGCUGCUAGGUAAUGUGGUGAAACAGAACUGCUGGGUACCACAAAGGCGGCACCGGAAAAUAGAGAUACGUGCAGCAGGGCUGCAUGCGUACCGGUACACUGUGAGGAGCAGGUGUCCGUGGUUGGUGGGCCGUGGCGAGCUGGGCCGUGAUGCAGGAGUGCGUGAGUGUGUGGGUGUACAUUUCAAUAGUGCUUUUACCCAACUGUGUAGUAACUUGUGCAGUGUGUUACAUCGCGGUAAUAAGUAGUGUGAUACCGCAGGAGGGAAUGAUUAUCGGCUGGGACGCACCAGAGGAAAGGACACGAGAGAGAGCAUUGCCGAGGAGGUUGACAGUUACAGUUAGGCUUACAGUUCGUGCACGUGCACAGUGUGACCAUACGCGCCAGUUGGGCCAAGCUAAGCUAAGCUAAGCUUAGUCUGGGUCAGGGCCCCUCACCAGCCGCCGCCACUGGGAGGCUGCUGUGUAGGUUGUUCCUGAUAGACAUGCGGACCUUCAACACACAGUCAAGGCACCAUCGCUAGCCAAAACCUUGGACGUGCAGUGUUCAGGAACUGGACCAAGCCCUUACACGAG